Molecule: messenger RNA, 936 nt
Organism: Morchella importuna
Lineage: Eukaryota; Fungi; Ascomycota; Pezizomycetes; Pezizales; Morchellaceae
Exons: 2
Coding region: 1-936 (311 amino acids)
Biological process (GO): regulation of transcription by RNA polymerase II
Cellular component (GO): nucleus
Molecular function (GO): RNA polymerase II cis-regulatory region sequence-specific DNA binding; DNA-binding transcription factor activity, RNA polymerase II-specific
Source: RefSeq, a predicted model, not a curated record
AUGUCCUCUCCCGCCUCCUCCAGCUCCUUCUCUGCCCUCUCCUCACCCAUGGACUCCCCCACGGCCGCCUCUCACCCUCCACACACACCCAACAAACGUCAUCCAUCCGCUGGUUUCUCGGACCACUCCCCACUCCUCGCGCACCACCACUCGCCCUCGCACCUCACACACCUCUCUGACAUCUCAUCCGACACCUCCGGCUCCGUGCCCGGCUCGCCCAGUGACGACGACUUUGACCACGCCGAACAGGUCACAGUGUGCAGAUGGGACGGCUGUGACUGCGACCUCGGCGACAUGGACGCCCUCGUUAAGCACAUCCACGACUUGCACAUUGGCAGUCGCCGCGCAAAGUAUGCCUGCGAGUGGGACGACUGCACGCGAAAGGGCAUGGCGCACGCGAGCGGGUAUGCGCUGAGAGCACAUAUGCGGAGCCACACGAAAGAGAAGCCGUUCUACUGCACCUUGCCCGAAUGUGACCGCAGCUUCACGCGCUCCGACGCCCUCGCCAAGCACAUGCGCACUGUGCACGAGACGGAGGCCUUGCGACCCAGCGACCCAAUCCCCAAGUCCCACCCGAACCACCCUCACAACCACCGCCGGGAUGCUGCGCGUGUGCCGUCAACAAGCCCCAGCGCGAGUGAAGACGGGUCUGCCGGCGCCGAGAAGAAUCCCUGGUACCAGCCCGAGGACGGGUUCGAUCACGAUGAGGACACGCGGCCGCCGCGCGAGCUGAUGCGCCUGUUGAAGCGGAAACUUGCAUGGGCGGAGCAGAGCCGUGAGGAGCUAAAGGGCACGCUAGAAGGCUUGGAAAAACGGAGGAGGAGAGGGUGGGUGAGGAAGGAGGUGCUGCUGGAUAGGGUUAUUGAGUGUGAGAUAGGGGUGGAGGAGGCGAAGGAAUUGAAUUUGGACUUGGGUGUGCCGGGGGAGGAGCAGUAG